Molecule: messenger RNA, 4435 nt
Organism: Pelmatolapia mariae (spotted tilapia)
Lineage: Eukaryota; Metazoa; Chordata; Actinopteri; Cichliformes; Cichlidae
Product: FERM domain-containing protein 5-like
Exons: 14
Coding region: 247-1974 (575 amino acids)
Cellular component (GO): cytoskeleton
Molecular function (GO): cytoskeletal protein binding
Source: RefSeq, a predicted model, not a curated record
GAGCAGCAGCAGCAGCAGCAGUUACAGCAGUGUUCCCACUUCUCAUUGACUGGAGAAACGCAGCACCUCGCUCAGUCCGCGCUCACACACUAAAACGAUGCACCACCGCUGCCUGUCUGCACACGCGCUGCCGCUGACCAGGUGUUGGAGCAAAGACCAGGGACGCCGUUAACGCCUCAGAACAUAAACUUGUAUGUAUGUGCUGUGUGCACCUCUCUGUGGUCCCGUUCGCAGACGAUCGAGAAGAUGCUGAGCCGACUAAUGAGCAGCAGCAUCAGGAGUCUGGACAGGGAAUGCAAUUGCACCGUGAGGCUGCUGGACGACUCGGAGUACACCUGCACGAUCCAGCGGGACGCCAAAGGACAGUACUUGUUUGACCUCAUCUGCCACCAUCUUAACCUGCUGGAGAAAGACUACUUUGGCAUUAGAUAUGUUGACCCAGACAAGCAGAGACACUGGUUGGAGUUUACAAAGUCAAUUGCCAAACAAAUGAAAUCCCAGCCUCCAUUCACCAUGUGUUUGCGUGUCAAGUUUUACCCACCUGACCCCGCUGCCCUGAAAGAGGAAAUCACCAGAUAUCUUGUCUUCCUGCAGGUUAAAAGGGAUCUUUACCACGGCCGCCUCCUGUGCAAGACAUCAGAUGCAGCUUUGCUGGCUGCCUAUAUAUUACAAGCUGAAAUUGGUGACUAUGACCCUGGGAAACAUCCAGAGGGCUACAGCUCCAAGUUUCAAUUCUUCCCGAAGCACUCAGAGAAGUUGGAGCGGCGGAUUGCUGAGAUCCACAAAACUGAGCUGAUAGGUCAGACUCCUGAAACAUCAGAGCUCAACUUUCUUCAGAAGGCUCAGAUGUUGGAGACCUAUGGGGUCGACCCACAUCCAUGCAAGGAUGUGUCUGGGAACCCGGCUUUUUUGGCUUUCACCCCUUUUGGCUUCACUGUGCUGCAAGGAAACAGGAGGGUUCACUUCCUCAAAUGGGAGGAGGUGACCAAACUUAAGUUUGAAGCAAAGACGUUCCAUAUAUAUGCAAAUCAGAAGGAGGAUAAGAAGAUCAUACUGACUUACUUUGCACCUACACCAGAGGCCUGCAAGCAUCUUUGGAAGUGUGGAGUGGAGAAUCAGGCCUUCUACAAGCUGGAGAAGUCAAGCCAAGUCCGCACUGUGUCCAGUAGUAACCUCUUCUUCAAGGGUAGUCGCUUUAGAUACAGCGGAAAGGUUGCAAAAGAAGUAAUGGAACAAAGUGCUAAAAUUAAGAGAGACCCCCCGGAGAUCCACAGGGCUGGUAUGGUGCCUAGUAGGAGCUGUCCAUCCAUCACUCAUGGCCCUCGUCUAACGAGUGUGCCAAGGACCAGACGAAGAGCUGUGCACAUUUCCAUUAUGGAAGGUUUGGAGUCCCUUCGAGACAGUGCUCACUCCACACCGGUGCGCUCAGUUUCGCAUGGCGACUCCUUCAUGCCUUCAAGGAGCCAGACGGUGGAUGGCAGUGAGGCAAGCACGUCAGCAGUCAUCUCAGAUGAGAACUACAGCCCCUCUGACAGCGUGCUGCCUACACCCGUGGCAGAACAUGGAAUGGAGAUGCCUUUGGCUCGUCACCUCAAUGGUGCCCCCUGCAGCAUUGACGAGGACGAGUCAGAGGCAGGGACAUCGAAAGAGGGGCAGGCUACAGAAUUUGGGCACAGCAGGAGAGAACAACGUAUGGUCAAGAGCAGGCCCGCAACAUCUAGCGAGGUAGAGGAGCUCAACAAGUUUAUCCUGAGCGUGUUGCGUCUCUUCCUGGUUACCAUUGGACUUCUGUUCGCCCUGCUGCUGCUUCUCAUCAUGCUGACAGAGUCGGACCUGGACAUUGCCUUCUUGAGAGACAUCCGCAAGACACCAGAAUUCCAGCAGUUCCACUUUGAAUACUUCUGCCCUCUGCGGCGCUGGUUCGCCUGUAAGUUACGAUGGAUGGGAGGUUUCCUUGUUAGUGAGGCAAAGUGAAAACAGACCAAAUGACUCAACAAAGGCAAUUGGAUACAGAUAACAGACAGGUCAGAAGAGAAGGCAAGAGGAGAGAAAUGGAUGGCUUUGUUCCUGAUUUCAACUAAGCUUCUCCCAGGAAUAAUCCUGUCACAAGCCACGUACUGUCCCCUGAAGAGCCUUGUUUAUUACGUUUGACCAUCACUAUGAGGAAAGGAAAUGUUACUUUAGAAAUUCAGGUCAUCAAGGUAUUUUAUUUUUUCACAAAAUCACAGGAGCUGGGUUUAUUUUGAACACUGUAUCAAGUAUGCCUGAGUUCACUUCUUCAACCACAGAUAAUAGUUGCCUUUAUUUUUUUAUUAAUUUAUAUGUUGUAUCAUCACUGUAAUACAAAAUGAUCUGAGGUGUUGGGGUGCAACUGAGAGUUUGAGACAUUUGAGGGAUUUAAAAAUGGAGGGCAGACUAUAUCAUCAGUUUUUAUAUCGAAUCAACAAUAUUCAUGAUGAUUAAAUGUUAUUAUGGCUGCUGUUUUCAGGUGGUGGGCUUAGAGAAAGCGUGAAAUUGACGAAUAAGCAUUACUGAAUGUAGAUGAGUCCUGAGUCAAACGUGUUUGCAAAUAUUAUAGUUUUAUACGAUUCUUAGGCAGAUGCAAAUAGACGUUACACAUUUCUCCAGAUGUACUUUACGAUCCCAGAUCUGGAACAUUCAAUUUCAAAUCACUGCUAAACGACUAGUUGUAGUAGCUUUGUGACACAGGUGUGUGAUGGUGCUGCCCUGACAGAAGACUUUAUUAGUGGCCUAACAUCUGCUGAAAGUUUUUGUCCAGACACUAGGGAACUGUUAAAGUUUCAUCAUCCAAUGACUAGAAAUUAAGCCUUUUUAAGGGUAUAAAUAAGGAGUUUAUAGGUUUACUGUUUAAGAAAUAGCAGCCAAAUAACACUAAUAACUACAAUGAACUUCUGUGCGUGAGGAACAGUUGUCACUUUGCUGUAGUUACUUUUACAGUAGUUAUAAAGGUGAUGGGACUAUGUGAGCUAGCGCUAUAAUGGUAGUCAAGUGUCUGGUCAGUUCUUUGACUACUGCAAUCUGUAGGAGUAGUUCAUCUUGAUGUGCAAUACUGUUAAUAUAAAAAAGCAGAUCCUUUCUAUCAAGGGAAAUUUGACUUUGUUUUACCUUUGUAAAGUGCAAAUAUUAGUGCAAUUUUCCAACAGUAAAUAGUUAAGAGUUUGUUUUUAGUUGAAGACCCAUGUUGAGUGACUGUCAUUCACCUUUGUUUAGCUCUGCUGUGUUAAAAAAAGUUAUGCAUUUAUAUGUAAUGGCUGAAUAUAUUUAAAUCAUUUUUGUACCAUCUUGUUAACGCACUGACAGUUCCUCACAGUGACUUUUAAUGUACUUUGAAGCUGUUUUUCGUUUGUUUUUGUUACAGUGGAUCUAUGGUUUUCAGCCCUGCACUCACAAAUGAGCCUAAGAUAAGUCAUGUUUACGUCGUUCUGCAACCUUCAUCAACACCAACCAAAGAAACCUCUGUUGUCCCAUACUUCUGUCAGUUUGUGUCAACAGAUGGCAAAAUAGUCUGCUGUCCUUCUCCGGCCUUAUUUCUUGUAUUUCACAGGUUAGCCUACAGUGUGUCUUUACAGCCCAGAGCAACAGAAUCAAUUCAAACUAUGAGGUCAGUUUUCACUCUAAAAGUAUUUGCCCUUUCAACAAGCCUACAAGUGCUUAGGAUGCUGUGUGUAUACAAGGAGCAAUCAAAAGAUUUUGUGGCUCUGCCCAUAAAAAAGCAAAAAAUCAUACCUGAUAUUAGCUUGGCUUAGGUCACAUGUUGCACACAUUUGAACAUCUUUCAGUGCUGUUGACAUUUUGAGAAUGCUCCCUGGAAGUGGUGUCUGACCACUUGCACUUACCUGUGGGCAAUGUCAUCAUGGACCUCAAACUCACGCAGAGAGCUAAGAUGAACUUUCUGUUUUCACCCAAGCAUCAUGUUGAUUUUCAUCACUGGAGAUGAGAAUCACAACUCAAAGACCAAACAAUCAACAGUGUUCAAACCUGCAGGCGCCACAACAGUUCAGGAGCUGACCAGUCUAUUUUUUUCAUGAAGUUGCACACUGAAUAAUUCCCCCAGGGUCGACAUCGGGUUGUCCCUUAAUGCCCUGAAGCUUUAAAGGGAGAACAUUUGAAGCAAACCACCUCAGCUGUGGCAACAGCCAGAGAUCCAUGCAUGCCUUCCCAAUUUUGGCUCCCUGAAAGUUCCUAGAUUCCAAAAAUGAAAUUCAACUUCAAGGGUUAAUACUUUCAGACCAUGCGAAGGGGGUGAGCAACAAGCCAUUUUUUUGAGUUUUUGCCCCUAAUAAAAUAUCUCUGUGGAGCUGCAAAACAUAUUCAGACCUUAUAAUGAACAUGACACAGCCUGUUAGCUAUGGAUUAUCAACAUUAGUAACUGAUACAACAUGCAGUAGGGAUUUAUAUGAAUAUAAAUAUAUCA